This is a messenger RNA of Helianthus annuus (common sunflower), 1671 nucleotides long. RefSeq names its product zinc finger CCCH domain-containing protein 12. The coding region runs from base 453 to 1481 and encodes 342 amino acids. The transcript has 2 exons. Gene Ontology annotation, molecular function: metal ion binding; mRNA binding. The record is from RefSeq and is a predicted model, not a curated record. Lineage: Eukaryota; Viridiplantae; Streptophyta; Magnoliopsida; Asterales; Asteraceae.
CCACAUGGACCACAUAACACAUUUUUGAACCCUGCAAUAGCUCCCUCAAACAUGGCCGUAUACAGCCCUAAUUCCUCCAAAUUAACCAACCCCAUCUCCCAAAAUCAAAUCUUUUUCAUUUAAUUUACAUCUUCAUGCAUCAUCCAACCACUUCCAUCCAAUAUUAACCGCUUAAACCCGGUAAUUUCCCCCUUUUCUAUGCCGUAAUCUUGUUCGUUUUUGUUGUUGUUAGCUAUCUGUAUACCACAAUUCAUUCAAUUGUAUGUACAGAAUCUUGAAAAUAAUGAAAAUUUGUUAGGGUUUUGCCUUGAAAUUUGUUUGGAAUUAGUUUUCUUGAAGAAAGCUUUUAGCUUUUUAGGGAUUUGACUGUAUAAAAAACGGAUUACUGUCAAGAAAGUGGAAAUGUUGUUCAAAUAAUUACUGAAGUGCCACCAAGAACUGGAAUUGAUAAUAUGGGUGAUCAAGCAAUUUGGGCAACAGAGGAUGAAUACGUUAACUGGAACAACGAGUCAUUAACCGCCGACGCCUCUUCGAAUUCGAAUCAUAACGGGAGACAAUCGCAAACAAGAUUCGGAAGCGAAACACCAAACAGGAAACCGUCGGGUGAUUCGCAGGCGAAUAACCGAUCAAAAGCGAUAGGAAAAAUGUUUUUCAAGACGAAAAUGUGUUGUAAAUUCAGAGCUGGGACUUGCCCGUAUGUUACGAAUUGCAAUUUCGCACAUAGUGUCGAGGAGUUGCGGAAACCUCCGCCGAAUUGGCAAGAAAUCGUGGCGGCUCAUGAGGAUGAAAGAUCUGAACCAAGAGAAGAAUAUCAGAUUCCGUCGCUUGGGUCGUCUGGUUUUAUCGUUGAAACGCAAAGAUCGUAUAAAGGGCGUCAUUGCAAGAAGUUUUAUACGGAGGAGGGGUGUCCGUAUGGUGAUAGUUGCACUUAUCUUCAUGAUGAGCAGUCGAGAGCUCGAGAAAGUGUUGCAAUUUGUUUAGGUCCUGGUUCUGGCGGUGGAUAUGGUGGCGGUGGAUCAAACGUUAAUGACGGUGGAGAAACGUAUGGUGGUGGUGGUGGAGGAGGAACGCCGCUAGCAGCAUCAUUGAAUUCCGCCGUAAAGCCUUCGAAUUGGAAAACAAGGAUUUGUAACAAGUGGGAGCAAACCGGGUAUUGCCCGUUUGGUAGCAAAUGUCAUUUUGCUCAUGGAGCCACAGAACUGCAUCAAAAUGUCGGUGGGCUUGGAGACACAGAUGCUAAAGAUCCUGCUACUGUUUCGGACCCAAACAAGCAAGGAAUGAUGGUUUCGAAGCUUGCUACCGAUAAUAUGGUAGUGGGCUCGACCCCUAUAGCGGCCCAGUCCGAUGGUUACCAUGUUGGAGGUCAGUCACAGAGGCUGCCCGGUGUGAUUAUGAGGACCGGGCUGAGAUCGUUUCAGAAAUGGAAGGGCCCGGAUAAACUCAGCCGCAUUUAUGGGGAUUGGAUUGAUGAUAUCGAGUAGGCUUGUUAUAGCCAAUGCCUCUAGUGAAGCUAGUUUUUGCAAACGUUGUUUGGCCCGUUUUGACUCGGUUUGCGUAUGACGUUUUUUUUUAACUUAUAAUGUUGAAAGACUUGACAAGUUCUUGUCUUUCGUUAAAUGUUGUUCGUUUGAACCAAACUGUUUUUAUGCAGUUUCAGGCAUUUUAGGAUCA